AUGAACCGCCUACAAUGCCCCGACCCACGGGUAGUCUCCAUCGCCGACCUGCAGCGCGAAGGAACUAGGAAACUCGGCAAGAUGUACGGCGAGUACUACAACGAGGGCUCGAUGGACCUUAUCACGCUAAAUGACAAUUCGGCUGCUUUUGACCGCGUACGCCUGCGUCCGCGGGUAUGUGUCGACGUCUCCGCGGUCGACAUGAGCACCGAGUGUUUCGGGACCCAAGUGUCCAUGCCGCUGGGUUUUUCGCCGGCCGCGUUUCAUGCCCUCGCCCAUCCCAGCGGCGAGGUUGGGACGUCGCGGGCAGCAGCCAAGGCCGGGAUCAACAUGGUCCUCUCGACUUACGCCACUGCUUCAGUCAGUGACGUGACGGCCCAAGGGAGGGGGAACGCGUACGGGAUGCAGCUGAGCAUGGUGGUGGACUGGGACUCCAACCUCCACAUUGUGCGUAAUGCCGAGCGGGCGGGAUGUCGCGCCUUGGUCCUCACUGUCGACUGCGCGUGCCUCGGUCGCAGACUCAACGAGUACCGCAACGAGUUCUGUCUCCCCCCAACCUUGCAGUUACCCAACCUCCCGCCCGGGGUGGACGUACACAACCCCGUAGCUGGGAACGACCCGCGUUCGAGCUACGACAACGCCUUCACCUGGGACAAGGUCAAGCGUCUCAUCGCGUCCACCUCCAUGCCCGUCUAUCUCAAAGGCAUUUUGACGGCCGAGGACGCGAUCCUGGCCGCCAAUGCCGGGGCCACUGGAGUAAUUGUUUCCAACCACGGGGGCCGCCAGCUCGACGGGGCGCUUGCGACGUUUGACGCGCUUGAAGGCGUCGCGAAUGCCGUCAAGGGCCGGAUCGAGGUGCACCUCGACGGUGGGAUUCGGCGAGGCUCAGAUAUCUUCAAGGCUAUCGCACUGGGUGCCGACCACUGCUGGGUUGGAAGGGUGCCCAUCUGGGGUCUCGCGUAUGAUGGCGAGGACGGGGUAUCUCUCGGCCUCAAGAUCCUCCGCGACGAACUCCUCAUUACGAUGAGCCUGUGUGGGUGCCGCACCCUCAAGGAUAUUCGGAGGAGCCACCUUGCAAGGAUGCAGGCGGACGGGACGUGGGCUGCGCUUGCUGAUUUCCGGCGCUCCGAACUGGCAGUAUUGCGCGAGACUGAACAAGUAGCCAAGCUUUAG
Cutaneotrichosporon cavernicola is the source of this 1173-nucleotide messenger RNA. RefSeq lists its product as uncharacterized. The transcript has 3 exons. Gene Ontology annotation, molecular function: FMN binding; oxidoreductase activity. The coding region runs from base 1 to 1173 and encodes 390 amino acids. The record is from RefSeq and is a predicted model, not a curated record. NCBI's taxonomy places the organism in Eukaryota, Fungi, Basidiomycota, Tremellomycetes, Trichosporonales, Trichosporonaceae.